Messenger RNA from Hypanus sabinus (Atlantic stingray), 2714 nucleotides. RefSeq names its product TatD DNase domain containing 2 (gene tatdn2). The record is from RefSeq and is a predicted model, not a curated record. Gene Ontology annotation, molecular function: hydrolase activity, acting on ester bonds. Bases 254 to 2401 code for a protein of 715 amino acids. Lineage: Eukaryota; Metazoa; Chordata; Chondrichthyes; Myliobatiformes; Dasyatidae. The transcript is spliced from 7 exons.
GGGUGGGGUGGGGUGGGCAGAAUUAAUGGGGAGGAGAGAAUUAACGUGAGGAGUGAUGUAUGGUGGGAGGUCCCCAUGAGUGAGAGCAAGUCUGAGGAGGUGCUUUUGGGGUAUGAGACUGAUAUUGAAUUCAAGGAGCGGAAAUCAGGAGCGGUGAGGUGAUGCUGGCGGGGGCCUGGGGUAUGAUGAUGUUCAAAGUGAAGAUGGAGGUUUAAAUGAACUAGCUUUGAGGCCGAGUUGUCAGAAGCAAAAGAUGUUCAGGGAUGAUACCAUCACUGCCUCUCCGUUACAAUACAGGAAAUACACAAUUCAGCUCCAACAGGACCAAACAGAUGAUAGUGGCGGCUUAGGAUGUGAUCACACAAGGAAGAUCAUUCAGAAAACUGGCAAAGGACAGCAGCCAGUUGAUAUCCAUAAUGAACAAAUGAAUGUCACAUCAAAUAUAAUUCCUUCUGAAAACUCUGAUCAUUCACGAGGCCACAGUUUCUAUGAUAAACAAGAAAGGUGUUAUCCACUGAAAAAAACUUCAUUUAGUGACAAAAGUUACCAUCGACGAAGUUUUGUGUCAAGAUCUGUGAUGGUGGAGCCUGAUAAGAAUGUGAAAGCAGAGGAAUGUCGAUCAGCAUUAAGUAGAUCCACAAAACAAAGCUCUCAAUCUACAUUUCAGACCAGAGAUGACAACAGCGUCAUUCAGCCAAAGGCUCGGAAGGCAGUGCCACCACAGGGUACUAGGGUUCUCUACCUUAAAGCAAUAUCAGAAGCAAUUGGUAGAGAUUUCCAGAAAGCACAUCAGCAUUGCCGUACCAAAAACAGUGAUCGUUCGGAGGAGAUAUUGGCUGGAUCGGCUAAACAUCUAAAGAAAGAAUGCAAGAAAACUGAAGAAAACAGCUAUCGGGAAGCAUCUCAUGUGGUUUGUUCUCAAUAUAGCAAUCAACAACAAGAAAAUGAUUCUGAAAAUAAUUUUGUGGAGCAAAAAUGGAAUGUUGGAUUAAAGGCCAGUGAAAGACGGGUAUCUAUAGAUGUAACUGUGAAUGCUAAGACACAUAUGAAACAAAGAAGCAGUGAUUGUCCACAAAGUGAGAGCGUUGGCUACAAGACACUGAACUUUGAUGAUGAUGCAUCUGCUGGAAGUGACUGGUCUGAUGUUGAAGAUACUGCUGUAAUAGCUACUUUUUCACAAGAAGAUUCCAGUCCAGUGAUUAACUUGAAAAGUUCCAAAUCUGGUACACCAUCGAAUGCCGAAAAUAUCAUACAACCAUCUUUCAUGUAUUCUACACCUUCCUAUCCAGGUUCAAAACAUUGUUCAAGUCCUGAAACACCUCAGCGACCUUCAUUAACCAACAGAUUUAAUGAUGUCUGCUGUUAUCUUAACCUUAGUGACGAUGAAACAGAAUCUUCCUCAAGACAUUCAAAAAAAUGUUCACAAGGCUCAUCAUCUGCUACUUGCAAUAAUUUGUCUUUUGAGUCAUUAAGUUACUCACAUCAGUUUGAUCAUAGCAAUAGCAUGGAUUUUAGUAAAGGUUCUUUCAACUCUUCAUUUGAAGAUUCAGAAUGUUUGGACCAUAACUGGGGACUGAAUUACCAGAGGAAAGGCUUUGUGGAUACACAUUGUCAUUUGGACUUUUUAUACUCUAAAUUAUCUUUUAAGGGGACUUUUGCAAAGUUUAUGAAAGUUUAUGACAGCACGUUUCCAGCUGAGUUUCAUGGCUGUAUCACCGAUUUCUGUGACCCUCGCCAUCUAGUUCUUGGAAAGUUAUGGGAAAGUUUACUGGAAGACCCUGUUGUCUGGGGUGCUUUUGGCUGUCAUCCACAUUUUGCCCGUUACUACACAAAUGUACAAGAAGGCACAAUUAUCCAAGCACUGAGACACCCAAAAGCUGUUGCUUUUGGAGAGAUGGGUUUGGACUAUUCAUACAAGUGUACAACAGACAUCCCUAAACAAAAACAGGUCUUUGAGAGGCAGCUGAAACUGGCGGUGGCAUUAAAAAAGCCACUCGUUAUCCACUGCAGGGACGCUGAUCAGGAUCUUUUUGAGAUAAUGAAAAUCAACGUGCCAAAGGACUACAAAAUUCAUAGGCAUUGCUUCACAGGCUCUUACGAGGUGAUUGAACCAUUUCUACAUGAAUUUCCAAAUUUAUCCGUUGGAUUCACAGCCUUAAUCACCUACCCAUCUGCUGGUGUGACCAAGGAAGCAGUCAGAAAAAUCCCAAUGGAACGGAUUGUUGUAGAGACUGAUGCACCAUACUUUUUACCUAGAGGGGUUUCUAAAGGAAUUUGUACCUAUUCCCACCCAGGACUUGGCUUGUAUACUGUAAAGGAAAUUGCUAGGCUGAAAGCGAUGAAACUGUCCUCAGUUCUUUAUGCAUUGAGAAGAAAUACCCAUGGAUUAUAUGGAAUAUAAACGACUGACAAAAUCUCUUGGAAAAUAUAAUACCAGUUACUUGCAUUUUGAAAAUAUGAGUGCAAGAGAAAAUUUGCAUGGAAAUAAUGGCAGUUCAGUCUGUUAUUUUUCCAACAGUGCCUUCUAAGGUUACAUAAUUUAUUUGUUUUAUUUUUAAUUGAGUACUGCAUAUUUGUAGUCAACUUUGAUUACUAGAUGCUGCUGAUGUUUCAACUACAGAGAACUUGAAAGACAAGCAGACACUUAAAUAUCUGAUUAUAAAAUUAGCUUUGCUGAUUUACAACUCAAACAAGACGUCUUUAUGUGUCACGAA